Penicillium mononematosum is the source of this 1155-nucleotide messenger RNA. Its product is annotated as acyl-CoA-binding domain-containing protein. Gene Ontology annotation, molecular function: fatty-acyl-CoA binding. The coding region runs from base 1 to 1155 and encodes 384 amino acids. Lineage: Eukaryota; Fungi; Ascomycota; Eurotiomycetes; Eurotiales; Aspergillaceae. The record is from RefSeq and is a predicted model, not a curated record. The transcript is spliced from 4 exons. Gene Ontology annotation, biological process: fatty acid metabolic process.
AUGUCGGACUCUGUAGAUCGAGUCUUUGUUCAUGCCCUCAAUACCGUUAAGAGGAUUCCCCGGACCGGCACCGCGCGACCUCCCGCUGCCGAGCGGUUGGCCCUAUAUGGCUUGUAUAAACAGAGUAUGGAGGGGGACGUGGAGGGAGUAAUGGAUCGCCCGAUUGGGAACACGCCGGAGGUGCACGCGGAGUGCGAGAAAUGCUUCUUCUCCCUCUCUGCAUCCGACCACCACGCUUACAAUGUCUUGGCUAGGGAUGCAUGGUACGCGCAGCGCGACUUGUCGCGCACCGAAGCCAAACGGCGAUACAUCUCGACGCUCAUCAACACGAUGCACGAAUACGCUUCCCGAACACCCGAAGCAUGCGAGCUAGUCGCGGAGCUCGAGUUCGUCUGGGACCAGAUCAAGUUCAACGCCGCCUCGUCGUCCGGUUCCAGCCCGCUGAAUGCUGUCGGUGUCCCGCCCUUAUCGCGCAGUGCGUACGGGAGUAUUGGGAGUCGAUUGGCGCAGGAGGACUACGACCGUCCUGCUCGACGGGAUGAUACCAGUCGACGGGAUCGGGAUUCGAGAUUACGGGUUCUUAGUCCUGUGAGCCAGCCGGAGGAAGAAGAAUAUUACCGGCGACGGAGGGGGUCUGUGGAAAAUAGCGAGGAUGGAGGAAGACAUAAUGAGGACGAGGAUGAGGAUUCUGAGGAGUUUGAGGAAGCUCGUGAUAGCUUAUAUGAAGAACGAGAUCAAGACGACCACGACGACGAUGACCCCGAUCAUACUAGCUCCAACUCCGUCUCCAACACACAUACACAUACCGACGUCUCCUCACAUCACCGUCCCAAACAUCGACGCAAUCCUGCUUCUGGUAUUAGUAUGGACAGCAGUGGGAAUGGUCUGCCGCAUCGAGAUUCCCAUUCAGAUCAACCCAGGAAAGACAGUCGCUGGCGCCGCCGUGUCGAGCAGGCCUUGACGAAAAUGACGGCUGAGAUUGCUGCUGUGCGUGAGCAGAUGGAAGCUCGGUCUGUUGCGCAGCGUCGUCGAUCUGGUCUGUUCGCUUGGCUGAAGUGGAUGAUUUGGGUUGCUGUGCGGCAGAUCGUGGUUGAUAUUGCUAUGCUGGGCAUGCUGCUUAUCUGGAUGCGGUUGAGGGGGGGAUCGACGUGUUGA